Messenger RNA from Egretta garzetta (little egret), 3177 nucleotides. RefSeq names its product ATPase phospholipid transporting 8A2 (gene ATP8A2). Gene Ontology annotation, biological process: neuron development; phospholipid translocation. The record is from RefSeq and is a predicted model, not a curated record. Gene Ontology annotation, molecular function: magnesium ion binding; ATPase-coupled intramembrane lipid carrier activity; ATP binding. The coding region runs from base 37 to 3177 and encodes 1046 amino acids. Lineage: Eukaryota; Metazoa; Chordata; Aves; Pelecaniformes; Ardeidae. Gene Ontology annotation, cellular component: plasma membrane. The transcript has 33 exons.
UGUUCCCCCUCGGGCUAUAAGAAGGCGGAUGAUGAGAUGUCCGGAGCCACGUCCUCGGCGGAUCUGGACGAGGCACCAGCCCGCACCAUUUACUUGAACCAGCCCCAGCAGAGCAAGUUCCGCGACAACUGGGUCAGCACAGCCAAGUACAGCGUGGUGACAUUUCUACCUCGAUUCCUGUAUGAGCAGAUAAGAAAAGCUGCAAAUGCAUUCUUCCUCUUCAUUGCCUUACUGCAGCAAAUUCCAGAUGUCUCUCCAACAGGAAGAUAUACCACCUUGGUGCCAUUGCUAUUUAUUUUAACAGUUGCUGGCAUCAAAGAAAUCAUAGAAGACUAUAAAAGGCAUAAGGCAGACAGUGCAGUGAAUAAAAAGAAAACAAUAGUUCUAAGAAAUGGGAUGUGGCAGAACAUUAUGUGGAAAGAGGUAGCAGUAGGAGAUAUUGUGAAGGUCACCAAUGGGCAACAUCUUCCAGCAGACAUGAUCAUUAUAUCUUCCAGUGAACCACAAGCCAUGUGCUAUAUUGAAACAGCUAAUCUCGAUGGGGAGACGAAUCUUAAAAUACGACAGGGAUUGUCUCAAACUGCUAGUCUCCAGUCAAGAGAAGAAUUGAUGAAAGUAUCUGGAAGGAUAGAAUGUGAAGGACCCAACCGUCAUCUUUACGACUUCACUGGAAACUUGCGCUUAGAUGGUGAAAGCCCAGUUCCUGUUGGUCCAGACCAGAUCUUGCUAAGAGGUGCACAACUGAGAAACACUCAAUGGGUCUUGGGUAUUGUCGUGUAUACAGGUCAUGAUACAAAACUCAUGCAGAAUUCGACCAAAGCACCUUUGAAGAGAUCAAAUGUGGAGAAAGUGACCAACAUGCAGAUCCUGGUUUUGUUCUGUAUUCUCCUGGUGAUGGCCCUUGUGAGUUCUGUAGGUGCCUUAUUAUGGAACAGAACACACGGCGAAGUCGUCUGGUACCUUGGCUCCAACAAAAUGCUGUCUGUCAACUUUGGAUACAAUCUGCUGACAUUUAUAAUCUUGUACAACAACCUUAUUCCAAUCAGUCUUCUGGUGACAUUGGAAGUUGUCAAGUUUACUCAGGCUCUUUUUAUAAAUUGGGACAUAGAUAUGUAUUAUCCUGAAACAGAUACACCUGCAAUGGCCAGAACCUCAAACCUUAAUGAGGAACUUGGGCAGGUAAAAUACCUGUUUUCUGAUAAAACGGGUACUCUAACAUGCAAUAUCAUGAACUUUAAGAAAUGUAGUAUUGCUGGAGUGACAUAUGGUCACUUUCCUGAGCUAGAAAGAGAACGUUCAUCAGAAGAUUUUAGCCAGCUACCUCCUUCCACCAGUGAAUCGUGUGAAUUUGAUGACCCAAGACUGCUGCAAAACAUUGAAAAUGACCAUCCCACAGCUGUGCACAUACAGGAGUUCCUCACUCUGCUGGCCGUGUGUCAUACCGUUGUUCCUGAGAGACAAGGAAAUACAAUAAUCUACCAGGCCUCCUCUCCAGAUGAAGGGGCAUUAGUGAAAGGAGCAAAAAAACUUGGUUAUGUCUUCACAGGACGGACUCCACAUUCGGUUAUCAUUGAUGCGCUGGGAAAAGAAAAAACCUUUGAAAUUCUCAAUGUGUUGGAGUUCUCCAGCAACAGGAAGAGAAUGUCAGUGAUUGUUCGAACUCCAGCAGGACAGCUACGUCUCUACUGCAAAGGGGCUGAUAAUGUAAUUUUUGAGAGGCUUUCAAAAGAUUCCCAGUAUAUGGAGCAAACACUGUGCCAUCUUGAAUACUUCGCAACAGAAGGUCUGAGGACUUUGUGCAUUGCUUAUGCAGACCUGUCAGAAAACUCUUACAGAGAGUGGUUGAAUGUCUACAACGAAAGCAGUACAGUUCUGAAAGACAGAACUCAGAAGCUGGAGGAAUGCUAUGAGAUCAUUGAAAAGGAUUUACUGCUGCUUGGAGCUACAGCCAUUGAAGACCGCCUGCAAGCAGGUGUUCCAGAAACAAUAGCAACGCUAAUGAAGGCAGAAAUUAAGAUAUGGAUUCUGACAGGGGACAAACAGGAAACAGCUCUCAAUAUAGGGUACUCUUGCAGACUCAUUUCACAGAGUAUGUCUCUCAUCCUGGUCAAUGAGGAUUCGCUAGAUGCAACAAGAGCCUCUUUGACUCAACAUUGUACCAGUUUGGGGGAGUCGCUGGGCAAGGAAAAUGAUAUUGCUCUGAUUAUUGAUGGCCACACGCUGAAGUAUGCCCUUUCAUUUGAAGUCAGGCAGAGCUUCCUGGACUUGGCACUUUCCUGUAAAGCAGUUAUUUGUUGCAGAGUAUCUCCUCUACAGAAGUCUGAAAUAGUAGACAUGGUCAAGAAACACGUCAAUGCCAUAACACUUGCCAUUGGGGAUGGUGCCAAUGACGUGGGGAUGAUCCAGACAGCUCACGUUGGAGUGGGGAUCAGUGGCAAUGAGGGCAUGCAGGCAACCAAUUGCUCGGAUUAUGCUAUUGCGCAGUUUUCCUACUUGGAGAAGCUGUUGUUGGUCCAUGGAGCUUGGAGUUACAAUCGAGUUACCAAGUGCAUACUAUAUUGCUUCUACAAGAAUGUGGUUUUGUAUAUUAUUGAGCUCUGGUUUGCUUUCGUUAAUGGAUUUUCUGGGCAGAUCUUGUUUGAGCGAUGGUGCAUUGGUCUGUAUAAUGUGAUUUUCACAGCGCUGCCACCCUUUACUCUGGGAAUUUUUGAACGAUCGUGUACUCAAGAUAGCAUGCUUAGAUUUCCACAGCUAUACAAAAUCACUCAAAAUGCAGAUGGGUUCAACACAAGGGUUUUCUGGGGUCACUGCAUCAAUGCCCUGAUCCAUUCCAUCAUUCUCUUCUGGUUUCCACUGAAAGUGCUGGAGCAUGAUGCAGUAUUUACAAAUGGCCAGGGAAUUGACUAUUUAUUUGUUGGAAACAUAGUUUACACUUAUGUUGUAGUCACUGUUUGUCUGAAAGCUGGCUUAGAAACAACUGCGUGGACUAGAUUCAGUCACCUGGCCGUCUGGGGAAGCAUGCUGCUCUGGCUGGUGUUCUUUGGCGUCUACUCAGCCAUCUGGCCCACGUUCCCCAUCGCGCCAGACAUGCUGGGGCAGGGUGUUACCAUGAACAAUAAAGGACUUAAAUGUAUGGUAAAAAGUUAUUCGGUAGAAGUGGAACUGCUGUCAGAAUGA